AUGAAUUUGCUGGUUGAGGAUGAUGAGUCCUUUAACUUGCACAACAGCAACAGUCCUCAUCAUGAGAGCGAUAUAAACCAAAACUUUGGAAAUGAAAUUGCGCAAGAGAAUGGCAAUGCUCCAAUUACAUCUCAACAGAUCAUUCCAUCUUCAACUUUCCCUCGGGCAGAUGUUCUUUCAAGCUCACUUGAGGCGGAGCAUAGGUUGUUAAAGGAGAUGGGCUGGCAGGAAGAUAGUGAAAAUGAUGAAACAUGUGCUCCACUAACAGAGGAUGAGAUGAGGGAAUUCCAAGUCAUUAGUGAACAGUUACAAAAAAAUGGGCUUCGGAAAAAUGGCAUUUUGAAAAAUAGCCUCAUCUGUGAUUUUAAAUUUAGCCCCUGGAAAAACAGCACUUUCAAACCUGCUCUGGAGAAUGAGGGUUCUGAGACAAGCAGCAGUGAUACAUCAGAUGAUGAUGAUGUGUGAAGAUUUCUCUAACAUCUGUAGAAGCUUGUUUUGAUCUCAUGAAAAUUUGGGGAUGUAUUGUCCAAAAAAAAUUUUCUAAUUUAUGUAGUAACAUACCCCAUUAGAGGAAGAAUGAUGGGACUUCUCUCUGAAGAAAGCAAGGAAUGUUGUGUUGAACAUUACUAUAAUUUCUUUGCAAAGAAAUGUUGUAGAAUGAGGACUUGGGUUGACCCACAUUGACUUUCUUCUUCACUGCAGCAUUUCUGACUAGCAAUGUGACAAUGUAACAAAUCAGACUUUCUCAUUUAAUAA
This is a messenger RNA of Phaethon lepturus (White-tailed tropicbird), 756 nucleotides long. RefSeq names its product vasculin-like. Gene Ontology annotation, molecular function: RNA binding; DNA binding. Gene Ontology annotation, biological process: DNA-templated transcription; positive regulation of DNA-templated transcription. The transcript has 4 exons. Bases 1 to 465 code for a protein of 154 amino acids. NCBI's taxonomy places the organism in Eukaryota, Metazoa, Chordata, Aves, Phaethontiformes, Phaethontidae. The record is from RefSeq and is a predicted model, not a curated record. Gene Ontology annotation, cellular component: nucleus.